GUUAGGGCACUGCCCCUGCCAAUGAGCUGUCGGCCCCGGGGCCAGGGACGCGUGCGUUGCUGGGGAGGAGUCGGCACUUGAGUUCUAACUGGGACUGUUAGGCGGGCUUGGAGUCCAGAGUUGCCUUCGGGUCCUCUAGCUUUCCUAAGUCAGUUUCGGUCUUUCUCUCCUCCCCUUCUCGGCCUCCUUCCUCCUCCUCAUCUCAGCUCCACACCCGGACGGCGCCCGCCUCUCUUUAGCCGGUUGCGCCUGCGCAGUCCCGUCGCCCGGGGUUGGGGGGGGGGGUGCGGAGCGGGGCGGCAGCUGAAGCCUCAGGUUUCCUGCCCCACUUCCUCCUCCUCCUAGCUCUCCGGGUGCGUUGGCUUGCUCGGCCGGCGGGAUGGCGGCGCUGGGAGGCCGGCGGGGGUCUCCUCGGCCGCUGUUCCUGCCGCCGCCGCCACUGCUGCUGCUGCUGCUGCUACUGCUGUUGAAUCCCUUUGGGGUCCGAGCGGUGCCCGAAGAAGACGCCGGCAGUCGGAACAAGGAGCCUCCGGCACCUCCCCAGCAGCUCCAGCCACAGCCGGCCGAGGUUCAGGGGCCUGAGGCGGCCCGUGCCGAGAAAGGACCUACACCAGCUUCCCCAAUUCAUAUUAAUAAUGAAGAUCCUGCUGGCCAGACUAAUUUGGGAUUUAUCCACGCAUUUGUGGCUGCCAUAUCAGUUAUUAUUGUUUCUGAAUUAGGGGACAAGACAUUUUUUAUAGCUGCCAUCAUGGCAAUGCGCUAUAACCGUUUGACUGUGCUAGCAGGGGCUAUGCUGGCCUUGGGCCUAAUGACAUGUUUAUCUGUUUUGUUUGGCUAUGCCACCACCGUUAUUCCCAGAGUAUACACGUAUUAUGUGUCAACUGCAUUAUUUGCAAUUUUUGGUAUCAGAAUGCUUAGGGAAGGCUUGAAGAUGAGUCCAGAUGAGGGUCAGGAGGAAUUGGAAGAAGUUCAAGCAGAAAUAAAGAAAAAAGAUGAAGAACUUCAAAGAACUAAACUGUUAAAUGGGCCAGGAGAUAUUGAGACUGGUACAAGCACAACAAUACCUCAGAAAAAGUGGCUGCAUUUUAUUUCUCCUAUUUUUGUUCAAGCUCUUACUUUAACAUUCUUAGCAGAGUGGGGGGAUCGCUCUCAACUAACUACAAUUGUUUUGGCAGCAAGAGAGGACCCUUAUGGUGUGGCAGUAGGUGGAACAGUGGGACAUUGCUUAUGCACUGGAUUGGCAGUAAUUGGAGGAAGAAUGAUAGCACAAAAAAUAUCUGUUAGGACUGUUACGAUCAUAGGAGGAAUCGUCUUCUUGGCAUUUGCCUUCUCUGCACUAUUUAUAAGCCCUGAUUAUGGUUUUUAAUGAGUCCUCUCCAUUUGUAUUUAGAUUAUAAGAUAGGGUGUUGCCUAUCUUUUUGUACAUAGUGUAUAUUGACAGUAACUAUGAAAAAUGCUGUAUUUUAUUUUAUAGCAUUGAUUUGUGAGUUUAGCCCACUAUAUGAUGGCAGUUUUACAUGAAAAAGGAUAACCAGUGAUUCUAUCUGUAAUGUAGAUUUUCUUCUAGAUGGUCCCAUUAUUUAAAAUGAAUGGUGGUAUUUUUUUUCCCCUCCUAGUCUUGCCUUCCUUCUGUCCCUGUCCCCACACCCAGUGUUUUGGCAUCUGGUACUAACUCACUGGUCAUCUCUAGAACGUUUUCCUUUCUUUUGGACACCAUCUGGUAAACUGAAUAGCUUCCUUUUUGAGUGUGUUCACAAUUAAGAUUGUCUUUUAAGAUUGGCCACAUGUGAAUGAUAGGAUAUACCUGAACGUGUGCGAUUCAGGAAAAUAUUUGAAAAAAAAUACUUCCCCAAGUAUUGGCAUCUCUAGCCUAGGCCAACAGUCUUUUAGAUAUUAGGCUCUUUGGAUGAAAUAUUAGAAAUGCUGAUUUCACUGCUAUUUAACAAUAAACAAUCCAUAGGACUUUUGUUUUCCUUGCCCACUUUUUAAAAAAUUGGGUUGGAAACUCACAAUAUACAGUAAUGGUCAAUAUUUGACAAUGCUGAAUUACCAAAUUAAAAAAGAAAAUGCUGUAUUUAUAUUUUCUCUAUAGCAAAUAUUCAAUGUAAUAUGGAAAUGAUGUAAAUAAAAAUAGUGGUAAGAACAUUGGUGGGUUUUCUGUGAAUAAACUUGUAGAGGUUUAUAAAAGAGUGUCUAGUUAGUAAUCCCAGUGUUAUAGAAGCAGGAUUAACUAUUGUUUAAAUGGCUAGGUGUGAGCUGUGACCAUGGCUAGCUUGUCAGCCUUCCUCCUGCUCACAACACUGGCCUAAGAAAUGUUAACUUUAACACAAAGCUGUGGUGGUGGUUUAACAGCCCCUAACUAACUCUUCCCCGGGUAAUACUCCACAUAGGACUAGUCUGCCUCAGAAGGAAGGAGAAGAUAAUCAAAACCCUAAGCGCUUCACCGCUACGUAGCUGAAUAUAAAAAAAAGGGAGAGGCCAUUGCCAAUGAUUCUGAAAAUAUUUUAUCUAGUUCUGUGCCACAUGAAGACAGUGAUUUAUAUCAGAUAUAAGUGACAUUGGAAAACAUUAGCAUUGAGGUAUUGUUUUUAUUUUCAAAACUGAAUAAGAGAAAAGGUGGGGGUUUUUAACAUCAAGAAAAAAACAUGCUACUGUUUGGCUCUUUUUGCUAAAGUUUUGAAUACAGUAUUCUAAGGGAAGAUGCAUUGUUAGUAGUACAGGGUUUUUUUGUUUUGUUAUUUUUUUUUAAGCUCUACACAAAUUCCUAAGGAUAACUUGGCAAAACAAUAGUGUAGAUGACUGAUAGGGCUUUUUUGGCCAUAUAACAAAAGACAGUAAACUACUAACUUGCCUUUUCAAAACAGUUAGAUGGAAGUGUUGCCAAAAAACAAGCAUAACCAGCAGUAAUACUGAAGCACAAAAGGCAACACUGAACUGACAUGCCAUGGAACAAAAUUAAAAUGGUAUGUGCGUGCCUCAUGUGCUGUAUACUCCUUAACUUAGUAGCUGAGGCCAGAGGAUGCUCUUGGGAGUUUGCAUUUGAUUUAAGUAGAAUAAUGCUCUAGGCUCUGCGGCUACCCAGAGAUCCUAAUACAGCACCACAGAAACCAUUCUUUAGCCCUCAAGCUUUGGUGCAGCAUAGGAUGUUGGCAGAACAUAAGAAAUGACAAUUGUCCUCAUUAUUUAACUAAAGGGUUUAGAUGGAAAAUUCAGCAAUCCCUUUUGAGAGUCAAAUUUUGUCUAUUUAAUCUGAUGAUUACCCUGUGUAAAAUGGAGGCAUAUUUUUAGCUAAUUAAUUCAGCUCAAGACUCAAGAGAAACAGGAAUAAUAGAUCAGAGACACACACAGAGAACUCCAGAAAAUUCAGUUAUUCUUGUUACAACUACCAACAGAUGUUCUUAAUUAGAAAUUUACAAAGAUAAACAUUUUUGUCUUCAAUUUGUAUCCAGAACAGCAUUGAUUUCAUUUGUCUUUGGGUUUUUUAUAUAAAGUGAACAUGGAAUCAAUUUCCUUGCUGCUGAGGCCCUUUUCAAAUGUAUACCACAGUUAAAAUGCAUUUGGAAAUAGUUCUAGUGGUGGUCUAAAUAUACCUGUUUGGGGUUGGCAUCAGUAGGGGGGAAAAUAGAUAUUUUCUGACCAUUUAACUUUAAAAAUGAUUGUCUAGUUACUCAACCCAGUAACACCAUUGGGUGGGGACAAGGAUUUCAAGGUAAAAACAUUUACAGAGCAUCCCCCACAGAAACUCUUCAGUGCCAGGUAUUUUGGUGCAAACAUUGCCAGCAAUGAACUUGCACCAGUAGUCUAGUUAAGCACACAGAGAGAACAUUCAAACAAUGUCACCCUUUAAGUGAUGUCACAGUUUGUUUGCCUAGAAAUUUUAAAAGCAUAUUUAUCACAUAUUCAAAAUUUUUACCCAUCAAGUCAAAGACGGUUUUUUAUAUUACCAAAAGCCAGUAUGCCUUAUUUUGACAUCCAGAACUCAGGAGAAGCCUCUGAUAUGUCUAAACUAGAUAGCCUACAUCCACCCGAAAUGACAUUUAUCAAAACUCCCUGCGUGCUUCAGUUGCCCAAAUAAUACUUCAUCAGACUGUGCUACAAAUGGAGACAGAAAGUAAUGGAAGAUCCAGUUGGGGGAUGUCUGGGUUCAGGAGGAUUGACCAAUAUUAACAUAGAAAGGUGUUUAAUGAUUUUAUUAUGCAGAAGAGAUUGUACCACUUCUGCUGUGCCUCCUGGGAUUAGUAGUGGUAUUACAACCAUUAAAAGAUACCAGUCACUUUCUCAAGAGUUCAAAAAGUAGACAGACUCGAGGGCAAAAUGUGCCGUAGGUUCUGUGCACCCUCUGGCUGCACUAGGGAAGGAAUUACAAAUAAAGUGCCUUUUAUACUUUUACAAAACACUAAACCUUUGAACAAGUAAACCCUACAGAAUAGAAAAGGCAACGAGUGAAAAAGUUUUUUGAAGGGGUUAUUUAUUUACCUUUAUUUUGAUUUUUUAAAACCAGUUAUGAGCAGUAGGGUGAAGAGCUAUUUUUUUGCCAUAUUUUAGAUGUGGGGCUGUCAUUCCUUCACUGCUGACCCAUGUGAGGACUGCCAAAGAUGCCCAUGAAAGUGAUAAGUAGCAGGGAACCCAAGUGAGAGGGUUUUCUUUAUGCCAAUUCAAAAGCAAACAAAGCAUUUAUACAGAAAUCACUUUAAUGAAAUUUAACACUCACUUUAAAAUAAAUACUUUUAGUCUUUUAAUAAGUCACAUAAGUGCUUUCAAAGCAAUUAUUCCUUUAAAACCAGUUUCUAAAUUAUUUAUAAAUACUAUUUUGAUUGUCUCAGUGCAGCACCUCUCAGUGUUUGCUGGUGGGUAAAGGUUUCUUAUGUAAGAUCUUUAAAAAUAAUAUCCUAUUUUAGUAAGGAGCAUCAUGCUGGGGAAACCCAGACAGUUAACAAAAUAUAAAGCACUGAAAACAUCAAAGAACCUUUAAAUUACUAUUUUAUUUAAGAAAAAUAAGGAAUGUAGUGUUAAGUUAGGACAUGAAGAAACUUUCAAAAUUCUCAUGGACAAGCGGUUUAAAAUUUUUUUAAUGUCCAAGUUUGAUUUAUUUCUGAAUUUGCAUUCAGUUUCUAAUAUUCUGCAUUAAUAACCAUCUCAAUACAUUUCAGUUGUCUCCAGUUUUUCUGAAAGAGAUAAUAUAAGAUUGAAAUGACAAAUUUUUCUCAAUCUUGUCCAAAGCAGCCAUUUCCCAGGUUUUCUAGUACAAAGCUGUUUCAAGAACAAUUUAAAUGAGACACUAAAAUGGCCUGCCAAUACUGCAGGGCACAACAUUUAAAACAUUCAGAACAAUUUGGUUUGCUUCUCAAAAUUGAUAUAUUCUAGAAUUUGCAAUUACCAAUUCAUCGAACUUUAGAUCUAUACCCCUACUCAGAAGGAAAUUUUUUCUAGACCUCUGAAAACUAUUAACAGGCUCAUUGGUCUUUUUAAUGUUUUGGUGGCCACACAAAAGGCAAGACAGAUUUGAUAAAAUCUCUAAAUGGAACUAAAAAUUUACCCAUAAACAAUUCCUUCAACAUUUAAAAAACAAUAACAGAGCCAAGUGGUUUUUGACACUUUAAAAUCACUCCCAUAAACCAAAGGUUCACCAGGUCUAAAUGUUUAAAAUGCUUCACUUUAUUCAACUGACAACUUUGGGGCCCUUUGGGAAUAACUUCAAUCUGUAAUGAUAAAACUGUUUGUCAAAAUGAGUAAUUGCAAUAAAGUGCUCGUGUGUCCA
Monodelphis domestica (gray short-tailed opossum) is the source of this 5758-nucleotide messenger RNA. It is a transcript of the gene TMEM165, whose product is annotated as transmembrane protein 165. Gene Ontology annotation, biological process: Golgi calcium ion homeostasis; calcium ion transmembrane transport; manganese ion transmembrane transport. Gene Ontology annotation, molecular function: manganese ion transmembrane transporter activity; calcium ion transmembrane transporter activity. The record is from RefSeq and is a predicted model, not a curated record. Gene Ontology annotation, cellular component: Golgi apparatus. Lineage: Eukaryota; Metazoa; Chordata; Mammalia; Didelphimorphia; Didelphidae.